UCAACCUAUCCGCCGUUUUGAGGUUCUAGGUCGUUCGCCACGCAUUCUCCGUGAUAUCUUAGCUCCUAAAACAUGAUCUAUAGUGUUUGAUUUUCAAAUGCAGUGAAUUCUUAGUAUUUAUAUAUUAACAACUGUAUAAAAAUUAUACUUACAAGUAGAAACAUGUAUUACUUGAAUUGCCUCAACUUUCUACCCACAUACAACGUAUUCAAGUGGCUUAAUGAGCCAAGUUAUGUUUGGAAGAUAGUUUUUCUUUGUUGUUUGGCGAACUUCAUUAACGCAGCUGAUCGAGUUAUCAUGCCUAUUGUUAUAAUUCCCAUAUCGAAUCACUUUGGUUGGAAUCUUCACCAAUAUGGAUUGGUUCUGAGUUCGUUUUCUGUAGGCUAUCUUGGAAGUAUGAUUAUAGGUGAAAGAGCAGCAAGACGAUAUGGUGGAGGUCUGAUCCUUAUUUUUGCCAUCGCAUUCUGGUCAUUGUCAUCCCUCCUCACUCCAUUCUUUGCACACUCUAUUCGCUCUCUGAUAACUGUGCGUAUACUACUUGGCUUAAGAGAAGGAAUAGGUCUUCCUACGGUAUUCCACAUAUUUUCUUAUGUUGUGCCUGUUGAAGAACGCAGUCGAUCUUUCAGUUAUAUGGUCACAUUUGGUGCUGUUGGUCAAACAGUAGCUACCUUGGUUUGCCCUCAUUUAAUUUGGUCUCAUUCGUUUUUCAUAUUUGGUUUUAUUGGUCUUGUGUGGAUUUGUUUCUGGAUCCCUGUCUUUAACGUUGUUAAAAGAGCUGAGUCACGAAUUGAGUUGCCUGUUCAACAAGCUGAGCCUUCCAAACCGUCUCUUCGUUGGACCGAAUUCGUUUCACACUGGCCAUUAUGGGCAAUUUACAUUGCUCAUUUCAGUAUGAACUGGUCAAAUUAUAUUGUAAUGCUAUGGUUACCGACCUACUUAGUUCGUUAUUUGGGAGCUACUGAAUAUGCCAUAAUGCUAACAGCUAUACCUUAUAUAUGUAAUUGUAUUGGGAGUGUUAUCGCCGGACGGCUAGCGAAUUACUUAACUAAACGGCAGUUCAGUGUACUAACUGUUCGACGCCUAAUGUCAUCUAUUGGUCUUCUUGGUCCAGGUGUGGUACUUUUUUUGUUUUCUCUAUCAAGCAGUGUAACAUCAGCUAUUGUCCUGAUUUCUGUGUCCAUGACAUUUUCCGCCUUCAAUUCUGCUGGACAUUUAUGUAAUCAUGUAGAGGUUGCACCUAAUCAUGCAGGUACCACAUUUAUCAUAAGCAAUAUUUUGGCUACUAUACCUGGAAUAGUAUGUGGUCCACUAACUGCCGAAUUAGUUAUCACAUCUGGUGGAAGGUGGUUUCCUGUAUUCAUACUAGCUGGUUUUAUAAAUGUAGUUGGUGCUGUUGUGUACAUUAGCCAGAGUUCUACAACACAAGUAUUGUAAUCAUGCGAAUAAUGUGUACAGAUGUCCAUGUACAUUCACUUUUUUUAUUCUUCCAGCUUUGUAUCUGACUUUUUUCCUACCCAAGUCUAUACUUCCUCUCCUUACUUAAUUAAUUAAUCAUGAACUGUGCCUUCAACUUUCUGUUUGACGAAAUUCGUUGUCAAAUUUACGUAUCGACCAUGUAAGGUAUCUCCGCAGAGAUAUGGUCAAGAUUUAUUCAUUGAAUUUAUUCGGUUAAAAUUAUUCACCCUUUACUAAAACGAAAUCACACUGUUUCGUUAUAAAUUAGUAAAUCGACAAAUCAUUGUUACUUAUCCCUUGAUUUUAACAAAUGAUACUGAGUAUUAAAAAUGAAUUAAUACACUGGCAAUAUUACGAUAUAGAAUUGACGAUAAAACGUAGUUUCUUAUGAUUAGCUUUAUCAAUCACAAUAAAAUUUGAAAUAAUUGUAUGACAAAGAAACAAAUACAUGACUUAAUGGUCAGAAUAAUUUACUGCCCAACACUUAACAUUCUAAACAUAGGCAUCUAGCGUUUAAAGUUUUCAUUCUCGUGCUAUAAUUCUGUUAUGAAUAACCUAUGAAAUAGUAUUUUGGCGGUGAAAUCCCGCAAUAAUCUAAGAAUAUACAAAGUUCCAUUUAGGAACUGUGGCAUUUUCUAUAACUGCAUUAACACUAUCACCCUCAAUGUUUCCACUUUGAUGCAGACCAGACAACAGAUAGGUUUGAUGGUCUUCGACAGAUUGACACAAGCAGACUGAUUGAACCUUCUGUUACGAUCAAAUCGAGUUGGGUCCAAGGUUAGCUGGAUGUGUUUGGGUGACACCAUAGAAGUGGCAGGUCAAGUCGCUUGCGGCUCUGCGAGGCUUCCCGCUCUCUAAGCACGGGUUUCACAGACCCAUCGGUCUGUUCUGGCGAAUCACAAGUUUGAUGGCAUGUAAAUUCAUAGCUCAGAACCUUUUACAACGUUUGGAUAAGGGGUGAGUAACCUGAAGUCCUUAGCAUACAAACGAUUUGAAAGUAGUAGAUACAUCGAACCUUGCGGCAAGCUGUUUCAUUCUAUCUUGCUCUGUGACCAGUAACUUCAGGUCCACCCAGUGAAGCAGAGGUCUGUUCAGAGCUACAGAUUUCGGAAAGUCAUCAGGCCUAAAAGAUCUACGAACACCACAAAUUUGUAUGAAAAUGCAAGAACAAUGAAAUCUGAUUCAUUUUGAGACAAUUGAUCGACAUAUUGCAAAUCACGCAUUCACUGUAUGAUUGCUAGAUUUUAUUAACUAGUCCUGUAAUUUUCUGUAAAAUACAUUCGGUUGUCCUCACUCGUAUUCUUGUUCACUACACUAUCGCGAAUAUCGGC
Messenger RNA from Schistosoma margrebowiei, 2786 nucleotides. The record is from the annotation of a GenBank genome assembly. NCBI's taxonomy places the organism in Eukaryota, Metazoa, Platyhelminthes, Trematoda, Strigeidida, Schistosomatidae.